Molecule: messenger RNA, 1904 nt
Organism: Dermatophagoides pteronyssinus (European house dust mite)
Lineage: Eukaryota; Metazoa; Arthropoda; Arachnida; Sarcoptiformes; Pyroglyphidae
Source: RefSeq, a predicted model, not a curated record
AUUGAAUUCUAGAAAAUCUAACAACAAAAAGAAAAAGUAUGUUAUUUUCCGUUUUUUCCGAUUUAUUAUCAUUGAUUGAUGAUAAUAUUAGUGUUGAUGGUGGUAAUGAUAAUGGUAAUGGUAAUAAUCUGAAUGGCCAACGUAAAACAUCGAUGAAUCGAAAUUCAAAAAAGAAAUCAUCACGUUCAUUAUUGAAUGAAAUGAAAAAAAUGGAUCUUAUGUCUAUAUUGAUAAAUUCAUUAUCCGGUUCAUGGACAAUAACACAAAUGAUUGAAGCAAUUCGUCAUUAUGAACAAGAUUUACAACGAUUACCUGAACGUAUUGAAAAUGAAAAAGAAUUAAUGAAAGAAAUUCCUAUUUGUUAUCGUUGUGUACAGCCUUGUUUAGCUGAAAAUAUACAUUAUGUUUGUUCACAUUGUUAUGAAAUAAUAUUAUGUGAACAAUGUGAACAACGUAGUGAAGAAUUACAUCCAUUUGAUUUUAUUAAAAUCAAACCAAAAUCUUUGGAUUCAAAUUCAACAUCAUCAACAACGGUAAAUCCAAUUGUUAAAGCUGCAAAACCAGCUAUCGAAAUGUUUCGUAAAAAUUUUUUACUUUUACUUGGUGAAUUACUUCGUGAUCUAACGAUUGCUGAAGAUUGUUAUGAACAAUAUACACCUGGUACAAGAUUUACAAAAAUUUGGCAUAUUGGUAAUAAUGGUAAUUUUGAUUGGCCUAAUGGUACUGUACUUCGAUGUCUUGGUUCAAAUAUUGAUCCAAUUAAUGGACAAAAAUCCAUUCCAUUAUCAUUGAAAGCUGGUGAAAAAUUUGAUGUACAAAUGGAUUUUAUGAUACCAAACGAUGUGAAUGAUGAAAAAAUUUUCUAUAGUGUAUGGCGUUUUUGGCAUGAUAAUCAUUAUUUUGGACAAACAAUACAGAUGCGUAUAAAAGCUGUACCGAAAAUUGAACAGAUUGAAAAAAUUGGUGAAAAAAUUAUUGUUACCAAUAUUAGUGAUGAUGAUGAUGUUAUUGAAAAUGAAAAAUCUGAAAAUGUUCAUGAUGAUGAUGAUGAUGAAAAGAAAGAGAUAAUAUUUACAACGGAAAUGGUUCCAUAUCCCGAUUGCUUUAAUUUAGCCAUUCCAUUUUUCAAAAAUGGUGAUGAUAAUAAUAAUGAUACUACUGCUACUAUUAAUGUUAUCGAAACAAGUGAAUGUGAUGAAAAGCAAUCGGAAAAAUUGAUACGACGACCAGAACCAGAAACAGAACAACGAAAAACUGAAAAAGAAAAAGAAAAAUCAAUAAAGAGAAAAAGUAAAUCAUCUUCAUUGAAAAAUGGUUCAAAAGAACGAGAAUCAACCAUAUUGAAUAUUGUACGAUCAUCAAAACAUUUGGAUCAUUCAAAAAAAGAUGAACGAUCAUCAUCAUCAUCAUCGAUCAACAAAAUGAUGGAUAUACAACAACAAUCAAAAUCAUUACGUGAACAUUUUCAUCAAUUUCAAUUUCCGGCCACUUCAGCAAUGUUAGAUAUUGCCAAUCGAAUGAUGGAAAAACAUCAACAACAUCAUCAUCAUCAUCAUAAUAAUAAUCAUAAUCACCAUCAUCAAAUAAAAUCAACAUCAUCAUUAUCGGCAACAGCAACAACUAAUGAUAAUCGACAAUCAUCGUCAACAGGAAUUGCAAAAACAAUUAAAAUUCGUCGCCGACAUCUUGGACAUCAUCAUUCGAAACAAUAAAUGGAUAAAUGAAUGAAUGAAUAGAUUUUCGUUUCUAUUUCGACACACAUAUACACACAAAAGUGGAAAAAGGUGUUUCCUGUUUCGAAUGUUUUUGUUGGUUGAAUUUUUUUUCACCUUGUUUGAUUCUGGUCAUUCUGAUUUUUUUUUUUUUUUUGAUUUGACAAUUUUUUUGUGUUUCUUUUGUUUUUU